This is a messenger RNA of Triticum aestivum (bread wheat), 1480 nucleotides long. RefSeq names its product protein RAFTIN 1B-like. Lineage: Eukaryota; Viridiplantae; Streptophyta; Magnoliopsida; Poales; Poaceae. The transcript has 3 exons. Bases 71 to 1165 code for a protein of 364 amino acids. The record is from RefSeq and is a predicted model, not a curated record. Gene Ontology annotation, biological process: pollen development.
CAUACCCUGGCCGGCUUAGUCGGAACAUCUGGGGCUUGACUGAUUCAUCAGAAUAUCUCAGUUGCUUUCCAUGGCGCGACGCCUCCACUCUGCUAUAAUCGCCACCUUCGUUCUGCUUGCGGUUGGACAGUGUAGCAAUGCAGUCCCGACGGAGGCUGAAGUGUACUGGCGCACCGUCCUGCCCGAUUCUCCGCUCCCGGACCCCAUCCUCAAGCUCCUCCAUCCUGAGACCAGCUCUGUGAAGAAACCAAAGGAUGAUACGGUUGCUGAAGCGUACUCCCUGACAUGGUUAAUGUGGGGGCUUCGCUCGCGCUCUGGGCCGACCAAGCACUCGUCUCCCAGGCCAUCAUCAAAGGAUGAAACGGUUGCUGAAGCGUACUCCCUGACAUGGUUAAUGUGGGGGCUCCGCUCUCUCUCCGGACCGAAGAAGCACUCGUCUCCCGGGCCAUCUCACGACCGUGACCACAGCGCCGACGAGUAUCUGGCCCGAGGGCUCUUCUUCCAUGAGGAGGCAGUCCAAGUAGGCAAGACCAUGACCUUAUACUUCCCUUUGGCAGCCAGUGCACCGCUAGGGCUGUUGCCGCGUCAUGUGGCGGACUCAAUUCCAUUCUCGGCGUCCUCGCUGCCGACCGCCCUCGCGCGGCUUGGCGUCGCUAAUAACUCCGUGCAGGCAGCCAACAUGGAGGAGACGCUAUACAUGUGUGACCUGCCGCCAAAAGCAGGCGAGGCCAAAUUCUGCGCUACGUCACUGGAAGCCCUGGUCGAGGGAACCAUGGCGGCGCUCGGCACCCGCAACGUCCGGCCGAUGGCCUCCGACCUACCCCGCUCAGGGGCACCUAAGCAACCGUACGCCGUCCGAGCUGUGCACCCGGUGGACGGAUCGAGCUUCGUGUCAUGCCACGACCAUAACUAUCCCUACACUGUCUACAUGUGCCAUAACACACCCGCAACGAGGGCGUACAUGGUGGAGAUGGAGGGUGCCCAUAGUGGCCUUGCCGUCACUGUCGCCGCUAUUUGCCACACUGACACGUCCCACUGGGACGCGGAGCAUUUCUCCUUCAAGGUCCUCGGCACCAAGCCUGGUGACGGACCAAUCUGCCACUAUCUGCCGUAUGGGCACAACGUGUGGGUCAAGAAGGAGGCAAAUCGCUCGUCAUCGUCCUAAGAAACUGCGCUCUGCCGUCCGUACCAAGAUUGGUCUAUGUUGUGUGUGCGUCUAUGUUGCAAUCUUCACAUCCGUGUGAUACGUAGAUUGUUCUAUGUUGUGUGUGAGCCUAUCUACCAGUCAUCUUUAAUUUGCAUCCACAUGCCAUGUUGCUUUUCAUAUAUACCGGCCCACUGAUGUAGAUUGUACUCCUAUAUACUUCCUGCAAGGCCUUGCCAUCAUAUCAGAGUACGGUCCAUAUGUAAUAAGGGCAGCUUGUGCUUGUUUUCAUUUAACCAUAUAAUUGAUGUUACUUGUACCCAUUUUCAUUAUCAA